Molecule: messenger RNA, 3373 nt
Organism: Gallus gallus (chicken)
Lineage: Eukaryota; Metazoa; Chordata; Aves; Galliformes; Phasianidae
Gene: NANOS3
Product: nanos C2HC-type zinc finger 3
Exons: 2
Coding region: 922-2349 (475 amino acids)
Biological process (GO): oogenesis; negative regulation of translation
Cellular component (GO): perinuclear region of cytoplasm
Molecular function (GO): mRNA binding; zinc ion binding
Source: RefSeq, a predicted model, not a curated record
GCAGUAUGGAGCCGGGCCGGCGCUGGGAGCCGUGGGGCGACUACGUGGGGCUGCACGCACUGCUGCGGCGGCUGCUGGAGGAGCGCAGAGCGGCGGCGGAGGCGGAACCCGACGGGGGGACGGCGGAGGGUACGGGGGGGGGGGGGGGGGAGGGGGGGCACCGUCAGUGUGUGGCACUGAUAUGGGGUGUGUGGCACUGUUAUGGGGGGGCACCAUCAGUGUGGCGCUAUUAUGGGGGGUCACCAUCACUGUGUCACCAUCAGUGUGUGUGUGUCACUGUUAAGGGGUGUCACUAUCAGUGUCUGUGUCGCUAUUAUUGGGUGUCACCAUCAGUGUGGCGCUAUUAUGGUGUGUCACCAUUGUGUGUGUGACCAUCCGUGUGUGUGUGUCACUAUUAUGGGGUGUCACCAUUGUGUGUGUGACCAUCAGUGUGUGUGUCACUAUUAUGGGGUGUCACCAUUGUGUGUGUGACCAUCCGUGUGUGUGUGUCACUAUUAUGGGGUGUCACCAUUGUGUGUGUGACCAUCCGUGUGUGUGUGUCACUAUUAUGGGGUGUCACCAUUGUGUGUGUGACCAUCCGUGUGUGUGUGUCACUAUUAUGGGGUGUCACCAUUGUGUGUGUGACCAUCCGUGCGUGUGUGUCACUAUUAUGGGGUGUCACCAUUGUGUGUGUGACCAUCAGUGUGUGUGUCACUAUUAUGGGGUGUCACCAUUGUGUGUGUGACCAUCCGUGUGUGUGUGUCACUAUUAUGGGGUGUCACCAUUGUGUGUGUGACCAUCCGUGCGUGUGUGUCACUAUUAUGGGGUGUCACCAUUGUGUGUGUGACCAUCAGUGUGUGUGUGUCACUAUUAUGGGGUGUCACCAUUGUGUGUGUGACCAUCAGUGUGUGUGUGUCACUACUAUGGGGUGUGACCAUCAUCAUGUGUGUGGGGGGCAGGGAGUGUCACCAUCAGUGUGUGUCACCAUCACUGUGUGUCACUAUCACUGCAGGGGGGGGCAAGGGAUGUCACCAUCACUGGGGGGGGGCAGGGGUGUCACCAUCAGUGUGUGUCACCAUCACUGUGUGUCACCAUCAGUGUACGUCACUAUCAUUGUGUGUCACCAUCACCGUGUGUCACUAUCAUUGUCUCACUAUCAUUGUCUCACUAUCAUUGUCUCACUAUCACCGUGUGCCACCAUCAGUGUGUGUGUCCCCAGGUGUGUCAGCAUCACCCGCUGUGCCACCAUCGCUCGGCGCCUCAGUGUCACACAGCAGCUCACCAACACCCGCUGUGAUGUCACCACAACGCAAUGUGUCACCACGGCCCGUCGUGUCACCACCGGCCAUCUUUGCACCGCCAUCCAUGUCUUCACCAUCCCCGUCACGCAGGAGCUCAGUGUCACCAACGCCUGCUGUGUCACCACGACCUGUUGUGUCACCACGACCCACUGCAUCACCACAACCUUCCACAUCACCACGGCCCGUCGUGUCACCACAAGCAGCUGUGUCACCACAAUCCUCCGUGAUACCACAACCCGUCGUGUCACCGUGGCCCACUGCAUCACCACAGCCGUCCAUAUCACCACGACCUGAUGUGUCACCACGACCCACUGCGUCACCACAGCCCAUCGUAUCACCACAGCCCAUCGUGUCACCACGACCUGAUGUGUCACCACACCUCACUGCAUCACCACGGCCCAUUGUAUCACCACGACCCACUGCAUCACCACGACCCACUGCAUCACCACAGCCCAUCGUGUUACCACGACCCGAUGUGUCACCACGACCCAUUGCAUCACCACGGCCCAUCAUAUCACCACAGCCCAUCGUAUCACCACAGCCCAUCGUAUCACCACAGCCCAUCGUGUCACCACGGCCCACUGCAUCACCACAACCUUCCAUAUCACCACAGCCCAUCGUAUCACCACAGCCCAUCGUGUCCCCACGGCCCACUGCAUCACCACGGCCCGCUGUGUCCCCACGGCGUGCUGUGUCACCACAACGCAUUGCACCACCGCGCCCCUCCGCAUCACCACAACGCAUUGCAUCACUGCGCCCCUCUGCAUCACCACAACGCAUUGCACCACCGCGCCCCUCCGCGUCCCCACAGCCCCCCGCGCCGCCGCCCCCCGCGGUGCCCCCCCGCCCCCCCUCCGGCUGCGCGUUCUGCCGCCACAACGGCGAGUCGCGGCAGGUGUUCUCCAGCCAUGCCCUGAAGGACCCGCAGGGCCGCGUCGUGUGCCCCAUCCUGCGCAGCUACGUGUGCCCGCAGUGCGGCGCCACGCGGGACCGGGCGCACACCCGGCGCUUCUGCCCCCUCACCCCGCGCGGGUACAGCUCCGUCUACUGCGGCCCCGCAGAGGGCUGACGGGACGCAGGCUGUGCUGAGCGCUCCGUGGGACACCAAAGAGCCGGCAGUGGGUGUGCACUGUCACUUGUGCAAGAUCACUUGUGCACCAUCAGUUAGAUGUGCACCGUCAGUUGUGCACCAUCACUUAGAUGCGCACCAUCAGCACUGCUUGUGCACCACUGGCAGCAAUUGUGCACCACUGGUUGUGCACCAUCGGCACAACACAACGGCCGGGCCCCACGCUGGGGCUGCUGUUGGUUGGGUGGACGGAACUGUUGUGGGGUGGGGGGCACUUUGUUGUGUUGGUGUCACACGGGGGCUCUUUGUUGUGCUGUGUCCCUCCUGGUGUCACACGGGGUCACUGCUGUGUUGUGUUGGUGUUACACGGGGGCACUUUGUUGUGUUGUGUUGGUGUCACACGGGGGCACUUUGUUGUGUUGUUGUCACACGAGGGCUCUUUGUUGUGCUGUGUCCCUCCUGGUGUCACCCGGGGUCACUGCUGUGUUGUGUUGGUGUUACACGGGGGCACUUUGUUGUGUUGUGUUGGUGUCACACGAGGGCUCUUUGUUGUGCUGUGUCCCUCCUGGUGUCACCCGCAGUCACCGCUGUGUUGUGUUGGUGUCACACGGGGUCACACUCUGGUGUUGGUGUCACCCGGGAUCACUGCUGUGUUUUGUUGGUGUCACACGGGGUCACACUCUGGUGUUGGUGUCACCUGUGGUCACCGCUGUGUUUUGUUGGUGUCACACGGGGUCACACUCUGGUGUUGGUGUCACCCGGGAUCACUGCUGUGUUUUGUUGGUGUCACACGGGGUCACACUCUGGUGUUGGUGUCACCUGUGGUCACCGCUGUGUUUUGUUGGUGUCACACGGGGUCACACUCUGGUGUUGGUGUCACCUGUGGUCACCGCUGUGUUGUGUUGGUGUCACACGGGGUCACACUCUGGUGUCGGUGCCCCCCCGUGUCCCAGGGGUGGUUUUAUUGGGCCGCUGCAGGUUUUGGUGCCCCCAAUAAAGACUUACAGCCGUCGGCGCUGCUUCA